ACUCUAUUUUUUACAGGUUCAGAUAGGUGACUCCCCACUCUACAAAGUUGGAAAAAAGCUGGGGAAGGGUGGAUUUGGGCAAGUUUUUGUUGGUGAACGAAUUUCUACUAUAACUCCAAGCUCGAGGAGUAUAAAUCCAAGCACGAGGAAAGCUCCUCAAGCCAAAGAGGUAGCCUUAAAGUUUGAAUCUCAAAAUAGCAGAGGAUGUGCAUAUGGUCCUCCAAAUGAGUGGCAGAUUUACAAUAAACUAAAUGGAAGCCAUGGUAUACCUCAAGUAUAUUACACAGGAUUAAAAGAAGGGUACUACAUCAUGGUCAUGGAUAUGCUUGGACCAAACCUGUAUGAUAUUUGGAAAAACAUGAACCAUCCAUUUCCAAGUGCUAUGGUUUCUUGUAUUGCUGUUGAGGCUAUCUCUAUUUUGGAGGGUAUACACUCUAGAGGUUAUGUGCAUGGAGAUGUGAAGCCUGAGAACUUACUGAUGGGUGUUCCAGGGACACCUAAUGAGAAGAAGUUAUUUCUAGUAGAUUUUGGAUUAGCAACAAAAUGGCAACUUUCCAAUAGUGAACAUGUUAAGUAUGACCAGAAACCAGAUGUAUUCAGGGGAACAAUUAGAUAUGCUAGUGUCCAUGCUCAUUUGGGGAGAACUGGCAGUAGAAGAGAUGACCUAGAAUCUUUAGCUUAUAGUCUUGCUUUCCUCUAUCGCAGUGGUCUCCCAUGGCAAGGUUAUGGGGAAAAUAAUAAAAACUUUCUUGUUUGCAAGAAGAAGAUGGAUACUAAUCCAGGAAUCCUUUGUAGCUUAGAACCUUUGAAACAAUUUCUUGAGCAUGUAGUGAAUUUACAGUUUGAUGAGGAGCCCAAAUAUGCAAAAUAUAUAUCCUUCUUUGAUGAAUAUGUUGGUUCAAAUCGUGAAGUGAAGCCAAUAGAUAUUUCUGGUGCGCUAAAGGUCACUAAAAAAAGAUGCCGGCCAAGUUCAGACGUUGCAAAUGAUGGUGAUGCUCCACUGCCCCGAAAGAGAGUUCGUACGGGGCUACCUAUAGAGCAAUGGAUCACUAUUUUUUAUGCUCGACGCCCCAUGAAGCAAAGGUUUCACUAUAAUGUUCUGGAUGAGAAGCUGCAAUCUCAUAUUAGUAAAGCCUACACUGAUGGUCUGUACAUCUCUUGUGUGACAUCUAAUCCAAUGAUGUGGGCUCUUAUCAUAGAGGGUGGGACUGGUUUUACGGCUCAAGUUUAUUUACUCUCUCCACUUUUCUUUGACAAGGACUGGAUAGUAGAAAAGUGGGAUCAACAGUAUUAUAUUACUGCAGCUGGAGGAAAGCGUAACGGACAAUCAUUGGUAUUCAUGUCUAAAGGAACUCCAUUUUUGCAGCAGUCUUAUAAAGUUUCUGAUUCAUUUCCCUUCAAGUGGAUAUCUAAGAAGUGGAAAGAAGGUUUCUAUAUAACCUCCAUGGCGACAGCCGGAAGCAAAUGGGGAAUCGUAAUGAGUCGUUGUACUUCGGGUUUCUAUUCACAUCAGGUUGUCGAACUUGAUUUUCAGUACCCAAGUGAAGGAAUCCACAGGAGGUGGGGAGAAGGAUACCUUAUCACAGCUGUUGCCUCGACUCCUGAUCAAACGGCUAUUGUUCUUAGUGUUUGUGCAGAUCGAAGAAACAGUGAUACUCAAGAGACUCUUCGAACAGCUCAUUUUCCUGGGGCACACACGAAGGAAAAAUGGGCAAAACACUUGUAUAUCUGUGCAAUCAGCUAUGGAAGGACAACUUGCUAGGCUGGAGUAUGAAGCUCCAACUAUACACUGCGUUUUGGACAUAUUGUUGCAAACUAAUCUCUUCAAGAAACAAAUUUGGUACAAAGGAUGGAAUCAUGGCCAAGUGCAGUUGAAUAGAUAGAGUAUAAAUAAUACUCUCAUUUUUGUUAGCCCUAGCUUGGGUUCUGAAUUCUGACUGUUGUACAUUUCAAAAGACUACAGUUUAGUCCUUUUGAUAGUUGACUACACACAAACUUCGUCCAUCUUUUGUGUGAUUGGCAACUUAUAGAGGUAUUGGGAUCAUCGGAUCAAUUUCGGGUCGGUUCAAAUCAGUUCUUGUAUCCAUAUUGAUUUUUUCAUUAUUUUAAAUUCAUUAUGAAGCCGAGUUAAGUCGAGUUCGGUUUUAAAAUAUCGGAUCAUUGAGUAUGUUUCGAACAACUCUACCAACUUAUGAAGAAUGAUUCUAAUAGAAUUUUA
Molecule: messenger RNA, 2218 nt
Organism: Amaranthus tricolor (Joseph's coat)
Lineage: Eukaryota; Viridiplantae; Streptophyta; Magnoliopsida; Caryophyllales; Amaranthaceae
Product: casein kinase 1-like protein HD16
Exons: 15
Coding region: 311-1762 (483 amino acids)
Biological process (GO): endocytosis; signal transduction; peptidyl-serine phosphorylation
Cellular component (GO): nucleus; cytoplasm
Molecular function (GO): protein serine/threonine kinase activity; ATP binding
Source: RefSeq, a predicted model, not a curated record